Molecule: messenger RNA, 4946 nt
Organism: Oreochromis niloticus (Nile tilapia)
Lineage: Eukaryota; Metazoa; Chordata; Actinopteri; Cichliformes; Cichlidae
Product: mucin-17-like
Exons: 1
Coding region: 96-4946 (1616 amino acids)
Source: RefSeq, a predicted model, not a curated record
UGGUUACUCCUGAAGCUGUCACUGAACCAUCCAGUCCAUCUGAAUCAGUGUUUACUUCUGAACCAGUCACUGAACCAUCCACUCCAUCUGAAUCAAUGGUUACUUCUGAAUCAGUCACUGAACCCCCAACUCCAUCCGAAUCAUUGAUUACUUCCGAAGCUGUCACAGAACCAUCCACUCCAUCUGAAUCAGUGGUUACUUCUGAAGCUGUCAAUGAACCAUCUACGGCAUCUGAAUCAAUGGUUACUUCAGAGCCAGUCACUGAACCAUCCAGUCCUACUGAAUCCGUCGUUACUUCUGAACCAGUCCCUGAACCAUCUACUCCAUCUGAAUCUUUGGUUACUUCUGAAGCUGUCACAGAACCAUCGACUCCAUCUGAAUCAGUCAUUACUUCCGAACCAGUCACUGAACCAACAACCGCAUCUGAAACAAUGGUUACGUCUGAACCAGUCACUGAAUCACCCACUCCAUCUGAAUCAAUGGUUACUUCAGAGCCAGUCACUGAGCCAUCCAGUCCUACUGAAUCCAUCGUUACUUCUGAACCAGUCCCUGAACCAUCUACUCCAUCUGAAUCAGUGGUUAGUUCUGAAGCUGUCACAGAACCAUCGACUCCAUCUGAAUCAGUCAUUACUUCCGAACCAGUCACUGAACCAACAACCACAUCUGAAACACCAGUUGAAACUGAACCAGUCACUGAACCAUCCACUCCAUCUGAAUCAGUGGUUACUUCAGAGCCAGUCACUGAGCCAUCCAGUUCUACUGAAUCCGUCGUUACUUCUGAACCAGUCCCUGAACCAUCCACUCCAUCUGAAUCAUUGAUUACUUCCGAAGCUGUCACUGAACCAUCCACUCCAUCUGAAUCAGUGGUUACUUCUGAAGCUGUCAAUGAACUAUCGACUUCAUCUGAAUCAGUCAUUACUUCAGAGCCAGUCACUGAGCCAUCCAGUCCUACUGAAUCCGUCGUUACUUCUGAAACGGUCCCUGAACCAUCUACUCCAUCUGAAUCAGUGGUUACUUCUGAAGCUGUCAUAGAACCAUCAACUCCAUCUGAAUCAGUCAUUACUUCCGAACCAGUCCCUGAACCAACAACCACAUCUGAAACACCAGUUGAAACUGAACCAGUCACUGAACCAUCCACUCCAUCUGAAUCAGUGGUUACUUCUGAAGCUGUCACUGAACCAUCCACUCCAUCUGAAUUAAUGGUUACUUCUGAAUCAGUCACUGAACCCCCAACUCCAUCUGAAUCAUUGAUUACUUCCGAAGCUGUCACUGAACCAUCCACUCCAUCUGAAUCAGUGGUUACUUCAGAAGCUGUCAAUGAACCAUCCACUCCAUCUGAAUCAAUGGUUACUUCUGAACCAGUCACUGAACCACCCACUCCAUCUGAAUCAAUGGUUACUUCAGAGCCAGUCACUGAGCCAUCCAGUCCUACUGAAUCCGUCGUUACUUCUGAACCAGUCCCUGAACCAUCUACUCCAUCUGAAUCAGUGGUUACUUCUGAAGCUGUCACAGAACCAUCGACUCCAUCUGAAUCAGUCAUUACUUCCGAACCAGUCACUGAACCAACAACCGCAUCUGAAUCAAUGGUUACUUCUGAACCAGUCACUGAAUCACCCACUCCAUCUGAAUCAAUGAUUACUUCAGAGCCAGUCACUGAACCAUCUACUCCAUCUGAAUCAGUGGUUACUUCUGAAGCUGUCACAGAACCAUCGACUCCAUCUGAAUCAGUCAUUACUUCCGAACCAGUCACUGAACCAACAACCGCAUCUGAAUCAAUGGUUACGUUUGAACCAGUCACUGAAUCACCCACUCCAUCUGAAUCAAUGGUUACUUCAGAGCCAGUCACUGAGCCAUCCAGCCCUACUGAAUCCGUCGUUACUUCUGAACCAGUCCCUGAACCAUCUACUCCAUCUGAAUCAGUGGUUACUUCUGAAGCUGUCACAGAACCAUCGACUCCAUCUGAAUCAGUCAUUACUUCCGAACCACUCACUGAACCAACAACCACAUCUGAAACACCAGUUGAAACUGAACCAGUCACUGAACCAUCCACUCCAUCUGAAUCAGUGGUUACUUCAGAGCCAGUCACUGAGCCAUCCAGUUCUACUGAAUCCGUCGUUACUUCUGAACCAGUCCCUGAACCAUCUACUCCAUCUGAAUCAUUGAUUACUUCCGAAGCUGUCACUGAACCAUCCACUCCAUCUGAAUCAGUGGUUACUUCUGAAGCUGUCACAGAACCAUCGACUUCAUCUGAAUCAGUCAUUACUUCCGAACCAGUCACUGAACCAACAACCGCAUCUGAAUCAAUGGUUACUUCUGAACCAGUCACUGAAUCACCCACUCCAUCUGAAUCAAUGGUUACUUCAGAGCCAGUCACUGAGCCAUCCAGUCCUACUGAAUCCGUCGUUACUUCUGAACCAGUCACUGAACCAUCUACUCCAUCUGAAUCAGUGGUUACUUCUGAAGCUGUCAUAGAACCAUCGACUCCAUCUGAAUCAGUCAUUACUUCCGAACCAGUCACUGAACCAACAACCACAUCUGAAACACCAGUUGAAACUGAACCAGUCACUGAACCAUCCACUCCAUCUGAAUCAGUGGUUACUUCUGAAGCAGUCACUGAACCAUCCACUCCAUCUGAAUCAGUGUUUACUUCUGAACCAGUCACUGAACCAUCCACUCCAUCUGAAUCAAUGGUUACUUCUGAAUCAGUCACUGAACCCCCAACUCCAUCUGAAUCAUUGAUUACUUCCGAAGCUGUCACAGAACCAUCCACUCCAUCUGAAUCAGUGGUUACUUCUGAAGCUGUCACAGAACCAUCGACUCCAUCUGAAUCAGUCAUUACUUCCGAACCAGUCACUGAACCAACAACCGCAUCUGAAUCAAUGGUUACGUUUGAACCAGUCACUGAAUCACCCACUCCAUCUGAAUCAAUGGUUACUUCAGAGCCAGUCACUGAGCCAUCCAGCCCUACUGAAUCCGUCGUUACUUCUGAACCAGUCCCUGAACCAUCUACUCCAUCUGAAUCAGUGGUUACUUCUGAAGCUGUCACAGAACCAUCGACUCCAUCUGAAUCAGUCAUUACUUCCGAACCACUCACUGAACCAACAACCACAUCUGAAACACCAGUUGAAACUGAACCAGUCACUGAACCAUCCACUCCAUCUGAAUCAGUGGUUACUUCAGAGCCAGUCACUGAGCCAUCCAGUUCUACUGAAUCCGUCGUUACUUCUGAACCAGUCCCUGAACCAUCUACUCCAUCUGAAUCAUUGAUUACUUCCGAAGCUGUCACUGAACCAUCCACUCCAUCUGAAUCAGUGGUUACUUCUGAAGCUGUCACAGAACCAUCGACUUCAUCUGAAUCAGUCAUUACUUCCGAACCAGUCACUGAACCAACAACCGCAUCUGAAUCAAUGGUUACUUCUGAACCAGUCACUGAAUCACCCACUCCAUCUGAAUCAAUGGUUACUUCAGAGCCAGUCACUGAGCCAUCCAGUCCUACUGAAUCCGUCGUUACUUCUGAACCAGUCACUGAACCAUCUACUCCAUCUGAAUCAGUGGUUACUUCUGAAGCUGUCAUAGAACCAUCGACUCCAUCUGAAUCAGUCAUUACUUCCGAACCAGUCACUGAACCAACAACCACAUCUGAAACACCAGUUGAAACUGAACCAGUCACUGAACCAUCCACUCCAUCUGAAUCAGUGGUUACUUCUGAAGCAGUCACUGAACCAUCCACUCCAUCUGAAUCAGUGUUUACUUCUGAACCAGUCACUGAACCAUCCACUCCAUCUGAAUCAAUGGUUACUUCUGAAUCAGUCACUGAACCCCCAACUCCAUCUGAAUCAUUGAUUACUUCCGAAGCUGUCACAGAACCAUCCACUCCAUCUGAAUCAGUGGUUACUUCUGAAGCUGUCAAUGAACCAUCUACGGCAUCUGAAUCAGUGGUUACUUCAGAGCCAGUCACUGAACCAUCCAGUCCUACUGAAUCCGUCGUUACUUCUGAACCAGUCCCUGAACCAUCUACUCCAUCUGAAUCAAUGGUUACUUCUGAAGCUGUCACAGAACCAUCGACUCCAUCUGAAUCAGUCAUUACUUCCGAACCAGUCACUGAACCAACAACCGCAUCUGAAUCAAUGGUUACGUCUGAACCAGUCACUGAAUCACCCACUCCAUCUGAAUCAAUGGUUACUUCAGAGCCAGUCACUGAGCCAUCCAGUCCUACUGAAUCCAUCGUUACUUCUGAACCAGUCACUAAACCAUCUACUCCAUCUGAAUCAGUGGUUAGUUCUGAAGCUGUCACAGAACCAUCGACUCCAUCUGAAUCAGUCAUUACUUCCGAACCAGUCACUGAACCAACAACCACAUCUGAAACACCAGUUGAAACUGAACCAGUCACUGAACCAUCCACUCCAUCUGAAUCAGUGGUUACUUCAGAGCCAGUCACUAAGCCAUCCAGUUCUACUGAAUCCGUCGUUACUUCUGAACCAGUCCCUGAACCAUCCACUCCAUCUGAAUCAUUGAUUACUUCCGAAGCUGUCACUGAACCAUCCACUCCAUCUGAAUCAGUGGUUACUUCUGAAGCUGUCAAUGAACUAUCGACUUCAUCUGAAUCAGUCAUUACUUCAGAGCCAGUCACUGAGCCAUCCAGUCCUACUGAAUCCGUCGUUACUUCUGAACCGGUCCCUGAACCAUCUACUCCAUCUGAAUCAGUGGUUACUUCUGAAGCUGUCAUAGAACCAUCAACUCCAUCUGAAUCAGUCAUUACUUCCGAACCAGUCCCUGAACCAACAACCACAUCUGAAACACCAGUUGAAACUGAACCAGUCACUGAACCAUCCACUCCAUCUGAAUCAGUGGUUACUUCUGAAGCUGUCACUGAACCAUCCACUCCAUCUGAAUUAAUGGUUACUUCUGAAUCAGUCACUGAACCCCAACUCCAUCUGAAUCAUUGA